GGGAACUAAAAAUAUAAACAAACGAGGCGGCCUUUCCAGACUCCAGACGAGGCAUGUGUCCUCGGCCUCCACCUUUGCCCGUGUAAUUUGCAAAAAAAAAUUACAAGAUGAAGUGUUAUUACGAAGUCUUGGGUGUCAGUCAAAGGGCCACUGAUGAUGAGCUCAAAAAAGCAUAUAGAAAAAUGGCUCUGCAAUGGCAUCCAGAUAAAAAUCCUGAUCGACUUGAAGAGGCAAAGGCACAGUUUCAGAUAAUUCAAGCUGCUUAUGACACACUAAGUGAUCCACAAGAAAGAGCAUUUUAUGACCGUAAUCGUGAAAACAUCCUUAGAGGCAAAGAUGAAGAUUUGGAAGCAAAACCAGAUAACAUUGAUCUAUUUGCCUUUUUUUCUUCACAAUGUUAUUCUGGUUUUGAUGAUUCAGAGAAAGGCUUCUACACUGUAUAUAGACAACUGUUUGAGAAGAUUGCAGCAAAGGAUAUGCAAUACAUGGAUGAUGACGAGGAAGAUGUUGCCAUUCCAAAUUUUGGAAAAAGUGACUCUGAUCUGGAGGAUGUUGCACAGUUUUAUGGUUAUUGGUCAAGUUACUGCACGUCAAUGUCUUUUGCUUGGGUUGACGAAUAUGACAUUAGGGAAGCCCAAGGAAUGGGGCGCUGGGUGGAAAAGAAAAUUGAAAAGGAAAAUAAUAAAGUUCGACUGAAGGCUCGCAAAGAGUUCAAUGAAAAAGUAAGGUCACUAGUUGCCUACGUUCGAAGACGUGACAAACGUUGGGAAGCUCGUAAGAAAAUGCUCGAAGCUAAAGCUGCAGAAAAUGCCAAGAGGCAGAAGGCUAUGCAAGAGAGGCAAAAAGAAGAGAGGCUGAAGAUGAUGGAGCAUGAUAUUGCCAAGGAGAAGGCAAAAAUGGCAGCCUAUGAGGAGGAACUGAAGGCUCUAGAAGAGAAAUUUGCAGAGGAAUGGGGUUUAUCUGAUUAUGAAGAUAGUGAUGCAGAAUGUGAUGAAAAUGCAGAAGCUGUCUAUGGAGAAGAUAUUCCUGAUGGCGAUGUAGAAGAAGAAGAAGAUUAUCCUGUAGAUGACCGAUAUUGCGUUGCUUGCAAUAAAGAAUUUAAAACUGCUAAUGCAAUGGAGAGUCACUGUAGAUCAAAGAAACACAGGGAAAAUUUAGCGAAGAUGAAGGCAAAUAUGCUGGCGGAGGAUGAACUCCUGAAUGGAAAGCAAGAGGAAUCUCAAGUUGAUCAAAAUUCUAUAGAUAAUGAGGAAGUAAGUACACCACCAAAGUCCUCUAAGAAGAAAAAGAAUAAGAAGAACAAUCCUGCCGACAUCCUCCAGUCCUUAGCCUCAGAAACGACCGGUAGAUCCAGCAAGUCGAAGAGAAAAGGAAAGCGUCAAACUCUAGACUUUGAUGCGAGUCCAGAUAGGUUGGGAGAUGCUACUGAUGAAAAUGCAGGUGACGAUGGCAUAAAUGACUGCUCUGAUGCUGUGACAGAAAGUGUCAGUGGUGGCGACACUAUCCCAAAUGAAAAAAUAGAGGAAGGUGAUGGGGCUGCCAACAAAAGCACAUUUGAAGCAACUUCGAAACCCAAGGGAAAGAAAGCUAAAGAAGCGAAGAAACGAGCACAGCAGGCAGAAUCUUCUAAUAAGGAAAAAGAGGUACUCAAGUGUAAGGUGUGUGGCAGUGAAUUUGGUUCCAAGAAUAAACUUUUUACCCACUUAAAAGUUGAGGGACAUGCUGCUCUCAAAACUGCAAUGCCUCAAGCUGAAAAGAAGGCUAGAGGUAAAAAGAAAUAAUUUAAUAUAAAGGCAUUUGUUUGAAUAUCAGUUUAUUCAUGAAAUACAUAAUUUAUAUUAUAUCCAAGCGUGCAGAAAAUUAUCUUUAUUGACAAGUAAAGCAUUAAAUUGCUUAUUUCAA
Molecule: messenger RNA, 1902 nt
Organism: Penaeus monodon (black tiger shrimp)
Lineage: Eukaryota; Metazoa; Arthropoda; Malacostraca; Decapoda; Penaeidae
Product: dnaJ homolog subfamily C member 21-like
Exons: 12
Coding region: 108-1781 (557 amino acids)
Cellular component (GO): cytoplasm
Molecular function (GO): nucleic acid binding; zinc ion binding
Source: RefSeq, a predicted model, not a curated record